Diachasma alloeum is the source of this 489-nucleotide messenger RNA. RefSeq names its product RNA-binding protein with serine-rich domain 1-like. The coding region runs from base 1 to 489 and encodes 162 amino acids. NCBI's taxonomy places the organism in Eukaryota, Metazoa, Arthropoda, Insecta, Hymenoptera, Braconidae. The record is from RefSeq and is a predicted model, not a curated record. The transcript has a single exon.
AUGGGGCGAAGUCGCAAGAGGAAAAGAUCGCUGUUAAGAAGCGAAUUGUUGGCAAAGGUCAAGGAUUUCGAGUGGGAGAUCAAAAGCCAUCAUUCAAGGAAUGAAAGGGCUGAUAAAAAUCUAUCAAAGAGACGACGCUCGUCUCGAUCGUAUGCGUCUCGUAAGUCGAGAACCGCAAGGCAUAAGUCGCCGCCAGAGGCAAAGUCCGAUAAAUCAAGGAAGAGAUCUGCCUCGAAUCAACCUAGCUCCAGCUCUUCUGGAAGCUCCAGUGACUUCUCAUCGUCAGGUGAGAGUUCAGAGUCAGGUGCGUCCCGCUCGUCAGAUGAAUCUGGAUCUUCCCGUGACUUUCCCAAAUGCAAGAGGUCUCGAACGAAGGACGGAGAGGUUGUUACCGAUUCUGCUGCAAUUGAAUUAUUGGGAGAAGUGCCCACAAAAGAAGGGCCCUAUAAUCCUGAUCUACACACAGCAUUCGCUGAACGACGGACGUAA